Messenger RNA from Oncorhynchus masou masou (cherry salmon), 2657 nucleotides. RefSeq names its product sialidase-1-like. Gene Ontology annotation, molecular function: exo-alpha-sialidase activity. The record is from RefSeq and is a predicted model, not a curated record. The transcript is spliced from 6 exons. NCBI's taxonomy places the organism in Eukaryota, Metazoa, Chordata, Actinopteri, Salmoniformes, Salmonidae. Gene Ontology annotation, cellular component: membrane; intracellular membrane-bounded organelle; cytoplasm. Bases 251 to 1423 code for a protein of 390 amino acids. Gene Ontology annotation, biological process: ganglioside catabolic process; oligosaccharide catabolic process.
GUGGUUGUUGUUACUAAGGAAGUUAAACGUUACUUUUUGACGAAAAUGUGUCCGUUUGUAACUUUCACGAGGUUGGAGCAAUAAAAUGUUCGACUUACUUAAGACGGUUCGAAUCUAGGUUCACGGGAUUCUCGUCUCUGGUUUUAGAAACGCUGUGGUUAUACAGUGUAGCAAUUGUUUUGCCUUGAUUCCACAGUAUCACAACUUUCUUUGUCAAAGAGCCGAAAGAAUACGGAACAGAGUUACCAGCAUGGUUGCAACGGCUGGUUUGAUGGGGCUACAAAGCCGGCUCGCAGUGCUUUUCUCGGUUGUGCUAUCUCUGUGUCUAUGCACCUCUUUUGUCCAGAUUGAACCCCUGGUUUAUGAUGAGCAGUUGCUGUGGGUGAGUGGCGGGGCAGGGGAGGUGGGCACCUACCGGAUCCCACUGCUCUCCUUUACCCCCAAGGGCAGUCUGCUGGCCUUCGCUGAGGCCCGGAAGAACUCUGCCAAUGAUGUGGGGGCCAAGUUCCUUGCCAUGCGACGCUCCACAGACAGAGGUGCCACGUGGUCUCCCACCUCCUUCAUAUUGGAUGAUGGCUACUUGGUUGACGGGCUGAACCUGGGUUCUGUGGUGGUGGAUGAGGAGACUGGAUCUGUGCUGCUGAUCUACUCGCUGUGCUUCCACCAGUACCAGUGUGACCCUGCCAGUAUUAUGUUGGUGGAGAGCAUGGAUGACGGUCUCAGCUGGAGCCCACCAAGGAACCUCUCGGUCCAGCUAGGGGUUAAGAACUUCGCCCCCGGGCCUGGCUUUGGCAUUCAGAAGCACUACCCUCCUGCCAAGGGGCGUCUGGUGGUGUGUGGACAUGGCACCCUGGAGGGUGACGGGGUCUUCUGCAUUCUGAGUGACGAUCACGGGCGAAACUGGAAGAAUGGCGCCGCACUGAAGAGCAUCCCCUACAACCAGCCCAAACAAGCCCUGGACUUCAACCCAGACGAGUGCCAGCCUGUAGAGAUGGAGGACGGUAGCAUUGUCAUCAAUGUGCGCAACCAGAACAACUACCACUGCCGCUGCCGCAUGGUGGUGCGCAGCCUGGACGGGGGAGAAACUCUACCUGUGGAGCAGCUGGUGUUUGACCCCAUCCUGAUAGACCCAACAGUAGCAGCAGGGGCGCUGCAGAAGGAGGGCGUGAUGUACUUCACCAACCCAGCUGACAGUACCCACAGGAUCAAUCUAACCCUGCGCUGGUCUCUAACCAAUGGCACAUCGUGGGAGAAGAACACUGUCCAGAUCUGGGCGGGCCCAAGCGGCUACUCCUGCAUGACGUCACUUACGAGCGGCAGCGCAGAGGACAGGAAGUUCAUCUUUGUCAUCUACGAGAAAGGCCACAAAGACUACGAUGAGACCAUCUCCUUUGCCAAGAUCCACCUCUAUGGUGGAUGGUAGUAGAAUAAGGCUGGGGUGGGGGACUAGGUAGAGUCUGCCUUUAACCACUGUUCCAAGGUCUGUGUUUUUAAAGUGUCUUGGUGUGCUGAACUAGCAUCAGUUUAGCCUUUUUGAGAUCAUAAUGAAUUAGAUUAUAUAGACAGGAACCUGAUCCUAGAUCAGCAUUUUUACUUAGAUACUUUUUGAAUACAGGCCCAGAUUUUUAUCCUCUUAAGUGGUUAUGGUUAGGUUGGAUUUUUAUCCAAGAUCUGUGGUUAGGAGCAGGUUCUACCUCCAGCCGGGGAGGGAAAGGGAAGAGGAUGUUGAUGAUUCUCUCAGGACGGAGGACUCAUGGGACUUUGCAGCACCACUUUGUUUUGAUUGGUGGAGGGAGACAUACAAACUACUCAUGUUUUUAUUGUACCAAUAAUGACAGUUGUGCCACUUUAUCCUAAGGUGGGCUUUUUAAAUAUAUCAGGGUUGGUUUCAUUAGGGCACACUGCAGCAAAAUGCAGCAAAAACAUUCUGCAACAGGAAAUGGAAAGUUCAGCUUGUCCCUCCCUGUUUUAGUCUGUUUUCCUCCAUUUGGUGCCAAAUAUACAUGUUAACAGUAUGGCCCAAGCACAGGUGUCCUGUCGUUUACUGAAGAUAUGAUAGUCUGUAAUGAUUGGUGGGAUGUUGGUGUAGCUAUGCUUCCUUUCUGUUUAGGCUCCUCUAGCUGAGGGGGGGGGAGUCUGUGUGUCCCUCCCCAUCCACACACACACAUCACAAAAUAAGAGAUGGGUGAAGGAAAAUAUUUAGAGGGUUAUGUGUCACCAAGCCACACAAAUAUUGGGAAAGACUUGCAUCUGCUCUUUCCAAAUGGCAAAAAAAGGUAAAAAUACAGCUUUAAAGACAUUUUAAUGCCUAGUAAAUGCAGCUCCCAGCCCUCUGCCUCCCAGUCCAUAACAGAAUGGUUGCACUUUCACAAUGUCAAGAAAUUUUUACGUUUUCCUUUUUUUGAAGGAUGGUUUUUGCCAACUUUUGAUGUGAGAGAUGUUUGUAUGAUGAGACCGUUUUAUGUGAGUGAAUUGACUCGUAAAAUGAUUGACUUGUGUCCUACAAUAUCUCCGAUCAAUAGGGCAUGUAUAGUUUGAAUACCAUCAACUUGAUGUUGUUUUUACGAGGCAUGGUGCCAGGGAUCUAAUUUCAUUCACCCAUCUUGUGCUAUAAGUUGAAAUUAUAAUAAACUGUGAUUGUGUCACAAAUACUUCAA